AAGAGGAAUAUAAAAAAAAAUGGUUGGUUUCACAAGCAUCAGACAUGAAACUUGAGCCGAUCCAAUUUUCACAUGAGGUUUCGAGUAAAGAUAUUGGUAUCAAAGACAUCACAGAUAUUGCUUUAACAACAUUAUCAUUUCUAUCGUUUGGAAUGUUUGUUUUACAAAUUUUAACGUGCUUAACUGCUGAAAAACUUGACGCCAACAGUAUUAUUUUAUUGCAAUCAGCCUCCCCAAACGCAGUAAUGGACGAAGAGCGCAUUGAAGAAAUAAGAAGAAGGAAGAGAUCACCUAUAAACAUACUAUUAAAGCUAGAUAUUAUUGCACAAAAAUCCUUGCGAUUACUUAAACUAUUUUCCAGUACAUCUGAUAAUUAUUCUUGCUACUAUUACCUCAUCUGCGAAAAUAGUGAUAUUGCUAGAAAUCAAAUAACGGACCACGCAUUUUGGAUUCCCAUUUGGAGGCAUAAGUGCGGUAACUAUUGGUGGCAUUAACUUGCACAUUUUGAGGGCUACAUGAGGGGAUCAUCGCGGACAAACAUGAAGAGGGAGUUGAGAGCUACGUAUUUUCCCACUCCUUAGCAAUUGUAAAAUUGCAUAAUAAUUUUAAAUUUCUUUAUAACUACUAUAAAUCUAUA
Messenger RNA from Bactrocera tryoni, 637 nucleotides. RefSeq lists its product as uncharacterized. The record is from RefSeq and is a predicted model, not a curated record. The transcript is spliced from 4 exons. Bases 45 to 494 code for a protein of 149 amino acids. NCBI's taxonomy places the organism in Eukaryota, Metazoa, Arthropoda, Insecta, Diptera, Tephritidae.